Micromonas commoda is the source of this 1261-nucleotide messenger RNA. RefSeq lists its product with no specific name. The transcript has a single exon. The coding region runs from base 104 to 1186 and encodes 360 amino acids. NCBI's taxonomy places the organism in Eukaryota, Viridiplantae, Chlorophyta, Mamiellophyceae, Mamiellales, Mamiellaceae. Gene Ontology annotation, biological process: cell redox homeostasis. The record is from RefSeq and is a predicted model, not a curated record.
ACGCGCGCGAACGAGGGUCGCGCGCGGAGACGAUCGAUAGUCGGGACGCAGGACCGCUCGCAUCGAGCGCCGAUCUACCCAUCCCAGCGGGUAAUCGGGGAAGAUGAGCGCGAUGAGCUCGCUCAGCCUCGCCGGGAGCGCCCGCGUCCGGUCGAAUUCCGCAGCGUCCUCCUCCACCUCCAAGAGUCGGUCGUCCGUCGCCGCCCCGGCUCGCGCGGCGGUAUCGGACGGGAACGGCGCCGGCGAUCGGCCGGCGCCCGGAACGAAGCACGCCGUGAAGCUCGACGGCCCCAAGCGCGGCGAAGCGAUGCGUCGCGACGCGAUUAGCUAUCCCGCCUCCCCGACCGCGCCCGAGCGUGCCAAGAAGAGGGUCCCCGCCAAGAAGAGGGUCCCCGCCAAGAAGAGGGUCCCCGCGAAAGAGACGGAGUCGGCCCCCGAGCGAGCCAAGAGGCUCAUCGCGCGGGAGCAAGAGACCGCCCCCGAGCGCGCCAAGAGGCUCAUCGCGCAGGAGGCUGACCAGCUGAACUCGAUGGUGGUUCAGCUCCCGUCGGGCGAGAGGGUGACGCCGUGGUGGCGCAAGGGACCGAACCUUCGAAACGUCGUGGACGUUCGCUCAGCUGACGAGUUUGUCGCCUACUUGCACGAGGCGGCCAACCUCGACCGCAAGACGGGCCGCGCCAGGCUCGUCUGCGUGGAGUACUUCGCGGGAUGGUGCCACGCGUGCCGCAGUGUCCACCCCAAGCUGGGCAAGAUGGCCGAGAAGGAGUUCCCCGACGUGCUCUUCCUCAGGGUGCACAAGGACGACGUGCCGGAGCUGUGCGACACCCUCGGGGUGACCAAGCUGCCGUUCGUCCAGCUGUACAAGGGAGUCGACGGUUUAGUGUCGCAGUUCCCCGUCAGCGUCACCGCGUCCGCCCUCGCCAGGUUCAGGGGCGAGCUCAACCAGCACCGCGACGGCAACGUGUCGCUCACCGACGCGCACGACGGGGUGAGCAGGCUCGGCGUGGCGACGACGCUGCACGCGAGGGGAUGGCCCAGCCAUUACACCUCGGCGCACAAGAAGCUCAGGCACCGCGCGUUGAAGUACUACAGGGGCAAGGGUGGGGUCAAGGGCGACGGUCUGCCGCCGCCGGGGUGCCCGAAGGAACCCCCGGAGGGCGAAAGCGCCGGCGUGAUGUCGCGCUGAGACGCGCCCCGGGUAUUAAUAGUGUAGUCUGUGUAACAAUCGUAUGUAGUAUCGUUUAUGACGGUCAUCGCCUUU